Molecule: messenger RNA, 907 nt
Organism: Saprolegnia diclina VS20
Lineage: Eukaryota; Oomycota; Saprolegniomycetes; Saprolegniales; Saprolegniaceae
Exons: 2
Coding region: 295-861 (188 amino acids)
Biological process (GO): regulation of DNA-templated transcription
Molecular function (GO): sequence-specific DNA binding; DNA-binding transcription factor activity
Source: RefSeq, a predicted model, not a curated record
CUUGAAGUUGAUCAUGUGAUCGCAAGCUUGGAUAUCACAGCCGCCACGAUCCUCGACUCGUGCACAGUCUCAAGACAAUGGCGAUGAGCAACGUGGCGCAAAGAGCCCCGCGGUGCGAGGAACGUCGCCAACGUAGGACCAAGCCGACCAAGAUGUCCGGAUUGUCCACCGGGUCGAUCGUUGUAAGCGCGCGCGCCACAAGGCGGGACAAGGCGGGACAAGGCGGGACCAGGUCGCGUAUGCGUCAAGCAACGUGGCGCAGCGGUGUAGAGUGCAAUCGAGCCCGAGGUGCCGAUGACUCCACGACCAACGUUGGCGCCGUUCAUUCAGACGCUCAUCGAGAUGCUGCAGUCGCAUGCGCCGUGCCUCCAUUGGAACGAAGAUGGCAAGUCCUUUGACAUUCUCGACAUUGAUGUUUUCUCGACAUCGGUGCUCCCGCGCUUCUUCCGCCACAGCAAGUUUACGAGCUUCCAGCGCCAGCUCAACUACUUUAGCUUCCGGAAGCAGUCCCGGCGACAGUCGAGCGUGUGCACGUACGCCCACGAGUCGCUCUCGCUACGAGAGCCCGCGCAGGCGCUGCAGAUCGUCCGCAAGACAGUCAAGGAGCGCAGCUACAAGGCCAAGCAGCCCGACGAAGCCAAAGCCAAAGGUGUGCUGGCCUACACGGAGGCGUCGAUGGCGUAUUCGCAGGCAUGGCUCAAACCGCCGCCUCCCAAGCUCACUGACAUGGCCAUGGACAUGACACCACUUGCGUUUGCGUACAACAGCGAGGCCGACGUGGGUACGAUCGAGGCCCGCAUGCCCCUUCUCGACGACGAGAUGACAAGUUGGCUCUUGACGCAGUUUGAAGACCAGAUCUAGGAACGUGCGUUGACGGUGGAUGAAUACAUAACGUGUGCUGCAUUAA